AUGAUUGUGAGCCUUUAUGUUGACGAUCUUAUCUUCACUGGAAAUGAUUUGAAGACGCUUGAGAAUUUUAAAGCGGCUAUAAUGAAGGAAUUUGAGAUGAGUCAUUUGGGAGAAUUGCAUCAUUUUCUUGGGAUCAAGGUUGAACAAUCAAAAUCUGGAAUUUUCAUUUCUCAAGAAAAAUAUGCAGUUGAGGUUCUAAGAAAAUUCAAUAUGGAACAUGCCAAUCCAGUAACAACCCCUUGCGUAACAGGUUUGAAGUUGAGCAAAAAUGGAGAAGAAAAGAUGGUUGACACAACAAUGUUUCGCAGCCUAAUCGGAAACUUGAUGUACCUUACAGCCACUCAGCCUGACAUCAUGUUCGCUGUGAGCUUGGUUAGCAGAUUCAUGGAGAAGCCAUUCUCGAAUCCUUGGGAGGCUGCCAAAAGAAUUUUAAGGUACGUGAAAGGGACAUUGGAUUAUGGCAUAUAUUAUGAAGCUAACGUUCCCAUCAAACUUGUUGGCUAUACGGAUAGUGACUUGGAAGGAAGCUGUGAUGAUUCUCGAAGUACAUCUGGCUAUGUGUUUAAUCUUGGAGGUGGAGUUGUUUCAUGGAGUUCGAAAAAACAACCAAUUGUGGUACUUUCCACCACCGAAUCAGAGUACAUAGCGGCAUCUUUGGCUGGGAGUCAAAUUGUGUGGCUUAGAGGAAUCCUUGAGAGUUUGAGCUUCAAGGAGCAUGCUCUUACGACAUUGUUCUGUGACAAUAAAUCGACUAUCUCUGUUUCCAAAGAUCCGGUCUUUCAUGGAAGAUCAACACAUCUCCGUCUUCGCUUUCACUUCUUAAGGGAUCUUGUUAAUGAAGGUGACAUUGACAUUACAUAUUGCCCAAGUGAAAAGCAGUUGGCUGAUAUCUUCACAAAACCGCUUGGUGGACCCACUUUCUUAAGAAAUGUUGCUGCUUUGGGAGUUAAGAGCAAAUUCAAUUUACGGGAGGCAUUUGAUGGAAAAUUAAAUUGA
Molecule: messenger RNA, 996 nt
Organism: Andrographis paniculata
Lineage: Eukaryota; Viridiplantae; Streptophyta; Magnoliopsida; Lamiales; Acanthaceae
Exons: 1
Coding region: 1-996 (331 amino acids)
Source: RefSeq, a predicted model, not a curated record